UAUUGUACCUGAUGGACAGGAUGACGGAGGACGCGCUGCGCCUGAACCUCUUGAAGCGGAGCUUGGACCAAGCGGAUGAUCGGGACGAUGUCCUGGCCAAGAGGUUGAAAAUGGAGGGACACGAGGCGAUGGAGCGCCUGAAGAUGCUGGCACUGCUGAAGAGGAAGGACCUCUCGGGCAUCGAGGUGCCCCACGAGCUCCCAGUGAAGCAGGACGGUGUGAAAGUCUACGAAGAAAAGCUGAAUGGGAGCCUCAGGCCCCAUGGGGAUGGCAGGACUGCAGGGAGGCCGGGGAAGGAGAACAUUAACGACGAGCCGGUGGAUAUGAGCGCGAGGAGAAGCGACCAGGACAGGGGGCGAUUAACCCCUUCUCCAGAUAUAAUUGUCCUCUCCGACAAUGAGGCGUCCAGUCCCCGGUCCAGCUCUCGCAUGGAAGAAAGACUUAAGGCAGCAAAUCUUGAAAUGUUCAAGGGUAAAAGCAUAGAGGAGCGACAGCAGCUCAUCAAGCAGCUUCGGGAUGAGCUCCGGCUGGAGGAGGCCAGGCUUGUGUUGCUGAAGAAACUGAGACAAAGCCAACUGCAGAAGGAGAACGUGGUACAGAAGACUCCGGUUGUCCAGAAUGCGGCGUCUAUUGUCCAGCCAUCUCCUGCUCACGUGGGACAGCAGGGACUGUCCAAGCUUCCCUCCAGGCCUGGAGCUCAGGGGGUUGAGCCUCAGAACUUAAGGACAUUACAGGGUCACAGUGUCAUUAGGUCUGCCACAAACACGACUCUGCCCCAUAUGCUUAUGUCGCAGCGUGUGAUUGCUCCGAACCCUGCCCAGUUACAAGGGCAGCGCGUUCCUCCUAAGCCUGGCCUCAUCCGCACUACAACUCCAAGCAUGAAUCCAGCCAUCAACUACCAGCCGCAAUCAAGUUCUUCUGUUCCUUGCCAGCGUACGUCGUCUUCAGCCAUCUAUAUGAACCUUGCCUCUCACAUCCAGCCUGGCACUGUGAACAGGGUGUCGUCUCCGCUCCCCAGCCCCAGUGCUCUGAACGACGCCGCCAACUCCCAGGCAGCCGCCAAGCUUGCCCUGCGCAAGCAGCUGGAGAAGACGCUGCUGGAGAUCCCACCCCCGAAGCCGCCCGCGCCCCUGCUUCACUUCCUGCCGAGCGCAGCCAACAGCGAGUUCAUCUACAUGGUGGGGCUGGAGGAGGUGGUACAGAGCGUUAUCGACAGCCAAGGGAAAAGCUGCGCGUCCCUCCUGCGUGUGGAGCCCUUUGUCUGCGCUCAGUGCCGCACCGACUUCACCCCGCACUGGAAGCAGGAGAAAAAUGGCAAGAUCCUGUGCGAGCAGUGCAUGACUUCCAACCAGAAGAAGGCACUGAAGGCAGAGCACACCAACCGGCUGAAGAACGCCUUCGUGAAAGCUUUGCAGCAGGAGCAGGAAAUUGAGCAGAGGCUACAGCAGCAGGCAGCCUUGUCCCCCACUGCGGCUCCUGCCGUCUCCAGCGUCAGCAAACAGGAGAACAUCAUGAGGCACCACACGCUCCGGCAGGCUCCGCAGCCCCAGAGCACUUUGCAGCGUGGCAUCCCCACCUCUGCCCGCUCCAUGCUGUCCAACUUUGCGCAGGCGCCCCAGCUCUCGGUGGCGGGCGGUCUCCUCGGCAUGCCAGGUGUUAACAUUGCAUACCUGAAUGCUGGGAUCGGAGGCCACAAAGCGUCGAGUUUGGCGGACCGGCAGCGGGAAUACCUUUUAGAUAUGAUCCCCCCCCGGUCUAUAUCGCAGUCCAUCAGCGGACAGAAAUAACGCCUGCUGACCGCUCCCCUUCCUCCCCACCUCCGUCGCAUGCAGUGCCUGUACUGGUGCCUACCGUACAUGGGGAAAAAGACAAAAAAAAGAAACAAAACAAAACAAAACAAAACAAAAAAAAACGACAAACAAACAAAACGGAAAAAAAAAUCCACAAAAAAAAGAAAAAGAAACAAAAAACAAAAAAUCCCAUUUCAAACCUUCAGCGACCUGUCCUUUUCCAAACCUUAACUUCUUUGGUUUUCUAUAGCAGUGAGAGGUCACUUCCUUUGCCCGAGGUCAGAACAAUGUCUGCUUGAAAUCAGCACUAUCCAUGUGUUAAAGCUUGUUUUAUGCUAUUUUUUUUGUAAUGACAAAGCAUAGAA
Messenger RNA from Cygnus atratus (black swan), 2155 nucleotides. RefSeq names its product GATA zinc finger domain containing 2B (gene GATAD2B). Gene Ontology annotation, biological process: negative regulation of transcription by RNA polymerase II. NCBI's taxonomy places the organism in Eukaryota, Metazoa, Chordata, Aves, Anseriformes, Anatidae. The record is from RefSeq and is a predicted model, not a curated record. The coding region runs from base 12 to 1787 and encodes 591 amino acids. The transcript is spliced from 11 exons. Gene Ontology annotation, cellular component: NuRD complex. Gene Ontology annotation, molecular function: sequence-specific DNA binding; zinc ion binding.